GUGAGAAUACAGGAGACGGUGAGUUAGAUCUGAGCGGGAUCGACGACAGUGAAAUAGAUCGGUAUAUACUUAACGAAGCAGAAGCUCAGAUAAAAGCAGAGCUGUGGAUGAAAGAAAACGCAGAUUAUUUGAAGGAGCAAAAAGAAAAGGAAGCAAGAAUAGCAAAAGAGAAAGAGCUUGGGAUUUAUAAGGAACACAAGCCAAAGAAAUCUGCAAAGAAGCGGGAGCCAAUUCAAGCCAGCACAGCAGGAGAGGCAAUUGAAAAGAUGUUAGAACAGAAGAAAAUCUCAAGUAAAAUUAAUUAUAAUGUGCUAAGGGACCUGAACAGCAAAGGAAGUAACACACCAAAGAAAGAGGAUGACAGCACUGAUGACAGCACCAACACCAAGAAGCUGUCAAGAAGAAAAUCUAUUGCCAGUAGGAAUAUAGCCAACCCUGUAAACAGUGUGGGAAAAAG
Molecule: messenger RNA, 457 nt
Organism: Tauraco erythrolophus (red-crested turaco)
Lineage: Eukaryota; Metazoa; Chordata; Aves; Musophagiformes; Musophagidae
Source: RefSeq, a predicted model, not a curated record